Molecule: messenger RNA, 1885 nt
Organism: Thlaspi arvense
Lineage: Eukaryota; Viridiplantae; Streptophyta; Magnoliopsida; Brassicales; Brassicaceae
Source: the annotation of a GenBank genome assembly
AAAACAAAAGACAAACAAACAAAAAGAUAAAACUUAAAGAAUGGGUAAGAAAAAGAACCCAUAAAAGACCCAAAAACAUAAUCCAACUCUGACCAAUAAGAUCGCAAAGAUAUAGAUCAACUUCGGUACAUGAAGCCAAAAUCAUCAGUACAGUGUCUUUUCCCUUUGUACAAACCAACAAAAAAGAGGUAUGGCCACACCUCAAUAAUACACCAAGUCUUUAACUCCUCAAUGUCAUUAGUUUUAAACCUUCAACCUUAACCCUCUAUAUGUGAAUCACUUCCAAGAUUAAUCUGCUUUAUCUAACUAUGUUAAAAAUGUAUAACAAGACUCAUUUAGAACUUCAGCUAAAAGCCAUAUCUUCUUCCUGACAUAAGAAAGAACUGUCAGUAAAAAAAAUCUUCAAGAUUGUAAAGGUCUUUGUCUAACCCCAGCGAAAAAAAUAUUAUUAUAUAACCUAAGAACAAUCCUUUGUCAGUGCCCAUUAUUCUCCAUCCUUCUUAGCCCUUGUCUUCUUCAUUGUCCCCUUUUUCUCACUUUAAGAUCUUUUUUGUUCUUAGCUCAUGACAAGUCACCAAAAUAUCAAAUUCCAGAGAAGUAUAAAACCGUGUUACUGUUUUAUUUACUUGAUAAAGAGCUUUUUAUUGUAGCUAAGUCUCUAAUCCUGAUUUGAUUUAACUCUGUUCCAUGUUUUGCGCAGAAGCUAUGAUUCCGGAGCAUCAAGAAGAUGUCAAGGCGCCACGAGCCUGUGAACUGUGUCUGAGCAAACAUGCGGUCUGGUAUUGUGCCUCCGACGAUGCUUUCUUGUGCCAUCUUUGUGAUGAGUCAGUGCAUUCUGCAAACCAAGUGGCGACAAAACACGAGAGAGUUUGGCUUCACGGAACAACAUCAAAGCCGGUUUGGCACAGCGGGUUCAGAAGAAAAGCAAGAACACCUAGAGUCCGUUCUGAGAAGAAGCCAGAGCAAGAGAUAGAUGAUGAGAGAAGAAGAAGAGAAGACCCUCGUGUUCCCGAGAUUGGAGGAGAAGGAAUGUUUACAAUACCAGAAACCAAUGAAGAUGAUGAUGAUGAUGAUCUGACUUCUCUUGUGCCAGAGUUUCAGGGAUUCAUAGAGAUGGAAUUCUUCUUGAGCAACCAUGAUGGUUCUGAAGACACAAUGAGACAAUUCAACUUUGAAGAUGAGAUUGAUGCAGUGGAGGAUCUAUGUUACAAUGAAGAAGAAGGUAAAACUAAACCCGAUGGAGAUGAAGCAUUUCCUGAACAAUCUUUGAUGAGCUCCAAGAAAGAUCACGGCAAUGCCAUCGCGAUUACAACAAAGACAGAAGAAAAUGAAGAUGAUGAGAGCAAUGCGAAGCAGAGGAACAUGUUACUUAGACUUAAUUACGAAAAUGUUAUAGCAGCUUGGGACAAACAAGAAGAAUCUCCAAGAGGAGCAACAAGAAACCAAUUUGAGUUUAACAACACAAGUAACUUCCAGCUAGUUCCCCCAGGGAUAGAGGGGAAGAAAAUGAGCAGCAGAAGUGAGAGAGAAGCAAGAGUAUGGAGAUACAGAGAUAAAAAGAAGAAUCGUCUGUUCGAGAAGAAGAUAAGGUACGAGGUUAGAAAGGUCAAUGCAGACAAAAGGCCGAGAAUGAAAGGUAGAUUUGUCCGGAGAUCUUUAACCAGCGACGUCUAGGAACGGAUGGAUUCUCUCAUAUCUGCUUUGAAUUCUUUUCAAAUCAAAUGCUAUACUACGAUUAAACUAGAAGCUAUGAAAAUAUGAAUUUUUAAGUUUCCAUGGGGAUUUGAACGCAACUGAAACAUAAAAAGGAACUAGAAGUAGGUUCAUUUCCGAAUUUGGCUAUGAAUUCAGAUAAUAAAACAAAUAACCUAAGUGAAACUUGAAU